GCAAAAUCAAUAAUUUAGCUUGCAAGCAAAUUCAUCUCAGUGCAGCAUGAGCAGUACAAACAAGAGCUCGCCAGCUCGAAAUGAGAGCGGCGGCGACGGCGACGGCGACAUCGCCGUCGACCUCUUCCCGUUCCUACGCGUGUACAAGGACGGCCGCAUCAAGAAGUUCGUGCGCCACGCCACCGUGCCAGCGUCGCCCGUCGAGAGGAGCCCGAGUGGCGUCGUGACGAAGGACGUCGUCGCCGUCGACGACGAGACCGGCGUGUCCGUCCGCCUCUUCCUCCCCGUCGACGCGGCCGCGGCCGCGGUCGCCGCCGGCAGGAGGCUGCCUCUGGUGGUCUACGUCCAUGGUGGCGCCUUCUGCUCCGGGAGCGCCUCCGCCCCGCCGUUCCACCGCUACGCCGAGUCCCUCGCCGCGCGCGCCGCCGCGGUCGUCGUCUCCGUGGACUACCGCCUCGCCCCCGAGCACCCCAUGCCGGCGGGUUACGACGACGCGUGGGCGGCGCUCCGGUGGGCGGCGUCUUCCCGCCACUCCGACCCUUGGGUGUCCAACUACGCCGACACCGCGUGCGUGUUCCUCGCCGGCGAGAGCGCCGGCGCCAACAUCGUGCACAACGUGGCGUUACGUGCCGCCGCCGCCGCCGCCGCCGGCGAGGACGACGACGACGGCGGCGGCGGCAUCGACAUCGAGGGGAUAAUACUCCUGCAGCCAUGCUUCUGGGGCACCGAGCGACUACCCUGCGAGAGACCGGCCGCCUGGAGGCGCGCCGCGCCGCCGAUGUUCCUGCCGGAGAGGCUCGACGCGCUCUGGCCGUUCGCCACGGCGGGCGCCGCCGGCAACGGCGACCCCCGGAUCGAUCCCCCCGCCGAGGCGGUGGCGUCGCUGCCGUGCCGCCGGGCGCUGGUGUCCGUGGCCACGGAGGACGUCCUGCGCGGCCGCGGGCGGCGGUACGCGGCGGCGCUGAUGCGCGGCGGCGCGUGGGGCGGCGAGGCGACGCUGGUGGAGUCCGGCGGCGAGGACCACUGCUUCCACCUCUCGCCAAGGCCUAACCCCAACGCCGCGGCGCUCAUGGACCACGUCGCCGAGUUCAUCGCCAAGGGCAACACCUCCACGUCGUCGCCGAUGGCGAAGCGGCGGCGUCGCCGUCGCCGGUGCACGUUGCAUGGCGCGGGCGCGGAGAAAACGACGUCAAUGCAUGCGUUGCGAGGCCAAACUGCGCCGAAAGUUCAACAUGCCGGAUCAGGAAUAAUGGCCAAUAAGGCCGACAAGUAUGUGGUCAGGAGUUGUCUCUGAAGAACAAAAUGGAAAAUGUUGGGCCUUGUGUUUCCUGAACUUCCUUUUGCCCAAUCACUAUGAUAAAGUACAAUAUACCUAUGUUGCAAAAUGAAGUAUGUCGAUGUGGGGGACAGAUGUAUGCUUAAUAAAUAGUUUAAUGUUUUUGUGCUGCUAAUUUUUAAAAAAUCCAUAUCAUCCCUUACACUGA
Oryza sativa Japonica Group (Japanese rice) is the source of this 1484-nucleotide messenger RNA. Its product is annotated as probable carboxylesterase 12. Lineage: Eukaryota; Viridiplantae; Streptophyta; Magnoliopsida; Poales; Poaceae. Gene Ontology annotation, molecular function: hydrolase activity. The record is from RefSeq and is a predicted model, not a curated record.